Messenger RNA from Phytophthora sojae, 1095 nucleotides. RefSeq lists its product as hypothetical. The record is from RefSeq and is a predicted model, not a curated record. NCBI's taxonomy places the organism in Eukaryota, Oomycota, Peronosporomycetes, Peronosporales, Peronosporaceae. Bases 1 to 1095 code for a protein of 364 amino acids. The transcript has 5 exons.
AUGAAGCUUCGUAAUGCCAUCGGAUUGGCGAUUUCAGUUGCCCAAGUCACGGCGGGAAGGACCACGGUGACCACCGACCAGCUGAAUUGCUGGUAUCCGUGUGCCGAGUUCACAUUCUCGGAUAAUGGGAUUUCCAGCGGCCAGAAGGCCGAGUGUGCUAUCUACAUAGCGCCACUGUGCUACCCUGGCAUCUGUGACUCCCCUGAAGACUCAGAGAUCGACAUCUUCGUGAAUCGACUGCCGGCCGUGUGCAAUGCCGAGAACACAGCUAAUGGUGGCAGCAUUGACCCUACGGAAGUAGCCGCCUGUGCUAAGACGUUGUCAUUUCCGUACGCCGAUCUGGCAGCGUUUUCCAUCACAAGCGCUGCCACGGACGUGAAAACUUUCAUCGCCAAGCACACGAAUGGCGCCAGCACGAUUGUGUACGGCGUGAGCUACGGCACGACUGUGACAGAGCGGCUGAUGCAUCUUGCCCCUCCCGAGGCGAUCCUUGCGUCACGGAGGACAGGCGCGGGUGACGACUGGGUGCGAAGAGAGAUGUCAGGGUAUGUACUGGAUAGUAUUUUCACGACGACACGUGCUUCCGCGGACAAUUUCGCGUACUUCUCCCAUGGGGAAAUCAACUUUGGUGGGGUCGGUGACCACGUUUUGGAUCUGUGUGCGGAGGACAACAAUUGUCAUCCCCAUUUUGCGACGAAAAGUCUCCCUGAGACACUGGAAGACCUUCUGGUGCAAUUCGAUAUGAACCCCAACUCGACCUGCGCUACACUGGUGUUCAACAAAGCCAGCAAUCGCAAAGCAACGCCUUCGUUCAAGUUUCGGAGAACUCUUGGCUCACUACUUGACGAUGAGGGUGGCGCUUCGGGCCAGUUGUACAACUUGAUCGCGUUCUCGGAGAUGUGGGAAAUCCCCGGGUCGUCGGUGGAUGAAAUGAACGCCCGCCUUACCAGCAAGAAGCUGCCAAAUGGCGUGUUGGACGAGAUGCCGCCGCUCAAUUUGACCACGCCUAGUGACAUCAAGUACAAGUACCUGGGCACUGAAGAUGCUUAUGACGGUGCUUUCGACGCCACAGUAUCCACCACCCCCGUCUCCUAA